This is a messenger RNA of Ixodes scapularis (black-legged tick), 650 nucleotides long. RefSeq lists its product as uncharacterized. Lineage: Eukaryota; Metazoa; Arthropoda; Arachnida; Ixodida; Ixodidae. The coding region runs from base 3 to 650 and encodes 215 amino acids. The record is from RefSeq and is a predicted model, not a curated record. The transcript is spliced from 4 exons.
CCAUGGAGGCUACAGCCUCCAGCUUCCGGCCCGAAGAACCUUCAACCGCUGCCCAUGACUCCAUGGAAGCGACAGCCUCACCGUGCGGCGCGGACUCCACGGAGGCUACAGCCCCAUCAUGCAGCUCGCCCUUGGAUUUCCGACCGGUGACACCGUCCACAUGGUCCUCCUCUGAACCAGUUGGAGCUUGUACUUCUACGCCUCCUCUGCGCAGUUCUGCGCCGAGACCUAAGGACAUCAUAAGGCGUCUCCAGGCCAAGGUUUCAAAGUACCGGAAGACCAUCGCAAGGCUGCGCAAGCAAGAGAAGAAUAUGCCUCGAUCGGCUGCGGAAGCUCUCAACAUCAUUCGCCCUCACGUGACAGACGAGGUAUUUCACCUACUGUCAAGCCAUGUUAAAUUGAAAUCCAAGGGCAAGGGAAAACGAUUCCCGUUAUGGUUGAAAAAGUUUUCUCUUCAUCUCAACUUCCGUGGGCCGCGGGCAUACCGUUUUUUGUCUCGUUAUCUCACUCUUCCUACUCAGCGCACACUAAGAAGAUGGCUGUCGGAUGUCAAAAUGACACCUGGAAUUAUACCAGGCAUUAUGUCAUCCAUUUUUACAAAAACACAAUCAUGGAGUAAGCGCGAUUGCCCAUUCCUCGGGAAGCCGUAG